AAAAAAAUAAAUAAAUAAAAACAAUGAGCAACAACAACAACAACGAGAUCGAUCGGGACGAGUUGGAGUCGCUGCUGCGUCCGCGCUACGGGCCCAAGUGUCGGGUCCUCGAGGCCGAGACCUCGGACUUUCUGCCGCCCGGCGAGAAUUUCGCCUGCACCCUGUACAAGGUCGAGGCUCGGGCCAGACGCUCCGAGCACGACGACGACGACGACAACGAGGACGUGCAGCGCCUCAGUCUCGUGGCCAAGACCUUCCCCAGCAGCGAGGCCGUGCUCAAGAUCUUCGACUUCAAUUGCCUGUUCGAGAAGGAGAUCUUCUUCUACGACAGAUUGGCGCCGGCGCUGAGGCGGAUCGAGCUGCGUUAUCGCGCGGACGCCACGGAGGACGACGCCUUCGACAUCGUGCCCAAGCUCUACGGCUUCAGGAAGUCGAGGAAGGCCAGCGAGGCAGACGACGACGACAAGGUCGACGACGGGGUGGUGCUGCUCAUGGAGAAUCUCAAGGCCAAGGGAUACUACACGAUGAACAAAGUCAAAGGUCUCGACUUGGCUCACUCGCGCCAGGCCAUACUCCAUCUGGCACGCAUGCACGCCCUCUGCGUCGCCCUCAAGCACCACGAGCCGGACUUCUUCGCCGCGGAGGUGGUCAAGCACGCCCGAGUCGCGCCCUUCCACGAGCCCGAGGAUCGCGAGGAUCUGUACGAGGUGAUGCGUCGCCUGCUGAUGCUGGACGAGCGCAACGCCCCGUACGCCGACCAGAUCGCCAAGCUCCUCGGCGCCGAGUACAAGGCGGGCUUCUUCCUGUAUCGGGCCCCCGAGCCCUGGUGCUCGAUCAUGCACUUCGACUUCUGGACCAACAACGUGCUGUACCAUCGGGACGAGGCGACGGGCCUGAUCGACGACUGCAAGUUCAUCGACUUUCAGAAUUACGUGUACAACAGUCCGCUGCGCGAUCUGCCCUACUUCCUGUGCUCGAGCACGGAAGCUAAGGUGAUGCGCGAUCAUCUGGACGAGCUGCUCGACCUCUACUACGAGACGUUCUGCCGAGUGCUCGCGAGCGUCCAGUAUCCGAGGCCCGAGGCCGUGUUCACGAGGCGCAGCUUCGACGAGCAGCUCAAGAUCGACGCCAAGCUCGAGUUCUUUCACAACGUGCUGGCGAUCAAGUUCUUCUGCGCGGAGAUCGACGCGAGCUUCGAGCCGGGCCAGAUCGACGCGGUGAUCAUCGACAGCGGCGUCAACAAGACCGGUUACGACAAGUGGCACAAUAUCGUCCAGACGUAUCUGAGAAAAGACUGGUUGUAAUUUCGAACGAGCUGCGAGGAAAGAAAGAAAGAAAGAAAAAAAAAGAACUUACGUGAGUAAUUGCGCGCGCGGUGGUACUUAUGUACUUACGUUUUAUACGGAUGACGACGACGUUUCUCGAUCAUAUGGUACAAAUAUUUUAUAACUGUAUUUUAGUAGUACUGCAGAAAUUUUAACUAUAUUUUUUAAUUAUAAUUUAUAAACUAUAUUUUUAGUAGUGCUGCAGAAUUUUUAAGAAUGAUGAAUUGUAUUGCGUUUCUUUUUUUUUAUCCUGCUUUGUACAAUUAUCGAAACGCACACGCUGAUUUUUGUAUCGAAUGUUAACAUUUUUUAUUGGAUUAAUAAAUUUUACCUCUUUUUUUUUCUA
Trichogramma pretiosum is the source of this 1671-nucleotide messenger RNA. RefSeq lists its product as uncharacterized. Bases 24 to 1304 code for a protein of 426 amino acids. The transcript has 2 exons. The record is from RefSeq and is a predicted model, not a curated record. NCBI's taxonomy places the organism in Eukaryota, Metazoa, Arthropoda, Insecta, Hymenoptera, Trichogrammatidae.